Molecule: messenger RNA, 1715 nt
Organism: Nothobranchius furzeri (turquoise killifish)
Lineage: Eukaryota; Metazoa; Chordata; Actinopteri; Cyprinodontiformes; Nothobranchiidae
Gene: nprl2
Product: NPR2 like, GATOR1 complex subunit
Biological process (GO): positive regulation of autophagy; negative regulation of TORC1 signaling; cellular response to amino acid starvation
Cellular component (GO): vacuolar membrane; GATOR1 complex
Molecular function (GO): GTPase activator activity
Source: RefSeq, a predicted model, not a curated record
UCCGUACAGUCCGUGAAUGCAGCAUUGUUGUUGUCCUCCAUAUCUGUUUGAGUAGCUCAUUCAAGCAGCUCAAAGUCUCACUUCAUAACAUUUUCACCAGUGCAAGUACGCUUUUAACUAAAUAUUCACAUUAAUUGUUUCCUAUUCCGUGCGGUAGUUUUUAAAAAUAAUUCAAAAGGCUCGCAUUUGCUUCUUUUUCGACGUAAAAGCUAACAGCUAGCUUGUUCUGUUGUAGUUAAAGAGGAGAGGAGGCUGUCUCUCUGACAGCAUUCAGGUGAAGUUAUUUUUAACAACCACAUUUAAAACCCUGGUUGGAGCUUAUCACAGACAUGGCCACUCGAAUAGAGUGUAUAUUUUUUAGUGAGUUUCAUCCUACUCUGGGCCCAAAGAUAACCUACCAGGUUCCAGAGGAAUACAUUUCAAGAGAGUUAUUUGAUACUGUUCAAGUCUACAUUAUCACCAAACCAGAACUACAAAACAAAUUAAUUACAGUGACUGCGAUGGAUAAAAAGCUGAUUGGCUGCCCGGUGUGCAUCGAGCAUAAAAAGUAUAGUCGGAAUGCCCUUCUGUUUAACCUCGGUUUUGUUUGUGAUGCUCAGACCAACACGUGCGCCCUUGAACCAAUCGUCAAGAAGCUGUCUGGGUACCUCACAACUCUGGAGUUGGAAAGUGGAUUCAUAUCAAAAGAAGAGAGUAAGCAUAAACUCAUACCCAUCAUGUCGACCCUGCUAGAGGACCUUAACGCCACAGGAGCCUGCACCUUACCGAUUGAUGAUGCCAACACCAUCCAUCUAAAACUGAUCCAGCUCCGCAAGGACCCACCGAUAGUUCAAGAAUACGACGUUCCCGUUUUUACCCACUGCAAAGACCUUUAUAUCAAAUCUCAGUGGGAUCUCACCACUCAACAGAUUUUGCCGUACAUCGAUGGAUUCAGACACAUCCAGAAGAUUUCUGCUGAAGCAGAUGUGGAGCUGAAUCUCGUUCGUAUUGCUGUUCAGAAUCUUUUGUAUUAUGGAGUCGUGACAUUGGUGUCAAUAUUCCAGUACUCUAAUGUGUACUGCACAACCCCAAAAGUUCAGAGCCUUAUUGAUGACAAAUCCAUUCAGGAGGAAUGUCUCGGCUAUGUCACAAAGCACGGUCAGAAACGGGCCAGUCUGAGAGAUGUAUUCCAGCUGUACUGCGGUCUGAGCCCAGGAACCACAGUACGAGACCUUUGCUCCCGCUACUCUCAGCAGCUUCACAGGGUUGACGAGAGGAGACUAAUCCAGUUUGGACUGAUGAAGUCUCUCAUUCGCCGGCUGCAGAAGUAUCCAGUGAAGGUGAUUCGUGACGAGAGAAGCAGACCGCCUCGACUCUACACUGGUUGUCAUAGUUAUGAUGAGAUCUGCUGCAAAACAGGUAUUAGUUACAAGGAGCUGGAUGAACGUUUGGAAAACGACCCCAAUAUAGUUGUGUGCUGGAAGUGAUGCCUGAAAAAACAAAGAUGCCUCAACCAAAGGUGCCUUUGUUGAGAAAUGAUGUCUUUGAUUUAAUAAACCAAAUUGUUUCUGUCAUUGAAAAGCUCUAUUUGGUUAUACGUGAAUUUUAUCAGUAACUGACUGCUUCCUAUUUUGAUCAAGUUAUGAAGAAGACCUGUGAAUCGGUAACCUCAAACGAGUUUAAUUUGCUGCAUUUCUCACAUAAUUGUGUGUUCAUUAAAAAAAGUAGAAAAAAGG